Penicillium riverlandense is the source of this 1758-nucleotide messenger RNA. RefSeq names its product gamma-glutamyltransferase. Gene Ontology annotation, molecular function: glutathione gamma-glutamate hydrolase. The record is from RefSeq and is a predicted model, not a curated record. The transcript has 7 exons. Lineage: Eukaryota; Fungi; Ascomycota; Eurotiomycetes; Eurotiales; Aspergillaceae. Gene Ontology annotation, cellular component: plasma membrane. Gene Ontology annotation, biological process: glutathione catabolic process. Bases 1 to 1758 code for a protein of 585 amino acids.
AUGGUUCGACCGAUGAAAUUCCGCUUCUUCGCGGUACUGUCCCUGGUCUUGGUGGUGGUGCAUUUGCCUAAUGUUUACACGUCGCCGCUGGAACUCUUGGAUCGUGAUCUCGAUGACCGCGAUGCUUCCCAUCGGGGUAUUGGACCUGGCAAGCUGGGCGCUGUUGCUAGUGAGAACUCGAUCUGUUCACGCCAUGGAACAGACAUUCUGGAAAAGGGCGGUAAUGCCGCUGAUGCUUUGAUUACGACCCAAUUCUGUGUUGGAGUUAUCGGGAUGUACCAUAGUGGUAUCGGCGGAGGAGGCUUCAUGCUCGUACACGCACCCAAUGGCUCCUACGAGUUCAUUGAUUUCCGCGAGACAGCCCCGGCAGCCGCCUUCCAGGAAAUGUACAGAAACAACACCGACGCUUCGAUCUUCGGCGGACUGGCUAGCGGUGUGCCCGGCGAAGUUCGCGGCCUGGAGCAUCUUCACAAGAACUAUGGGUCCCUGCCGUGGGCUACACUCUUGGAGCCCGCUAUCCGGACCGCCCGUGAAGGCUUCCCCGUCACAGCGGACCUAGUCAAUUACAUGAACUCGGCAGUCGGCGACGGACCUGACUUCCUCGUCAAUGACCCCACAUGGGCCCUGGACUUUGCCCCGAAUGGCACGCGCUUGGGCGUGGGAGACAUCAUCACCCGGCGGCGCUAUGCGGAUACACUCGAAGUUAUUGCACAGCAGGGCCCUGAUGCUUUCUACUCAGGCCCCAUUGCCGAAACCAUGAUUAAUGCGCUGCAGCGCGCAAAUGGCACAAUGACCCUAGAAGAUCUGCGCGACUAUGAUGUUGCUAUCCGCAAUAUCUCUCAGAUCGAUUACCGUGGCUACACAAUUACUAGUACCAGUGCGCCUUCUAGUGGUAUUGUCGCUAUGAGUAUUCUGAAAAUCCUCGACACUUACAAGGACUUCUUCUCGUCUGAGAAAUCAGUGGAUCUGAGCACCCAUCGUAUGGACGAGGCGAUGCGCUUUGGCUACGGCGAGAGAACGGAACUCGGCGAUCCUCUGUUUGUCAAAGGAAUGUAUGAAUAUGAGCGCAGCAUGCUGAACCAGUCCACCAUCGACGAGAUUCAUUCCAAGAUAUCCGACCUUCACACACUGAAUAUAUCCGCUUAUGACCCCGCGGGGCUGGAGAGUUUGGACACCCCGGGAACUUCCCACAUCGCAGCAGCGGACCACUCCGGUCUCGCGAUCUCGGUCAUCACGACUAUCAAUCUCCUUUUCGGCAGUCAAGUCAUGGUCCCUGAGACGGGAAUCAUCAUGAAUGACGAAAUGAAUGACUUCUCGAUCCCCGGAUCCUCCAACUCCUUUGGCUUCAUCCCUUCCCCUGCGAACUACAUCCGACCCGGCAAGCGACCUCUCUCAUCCUGUACACCUGCCAUUGUGACCCGACCCGAUGGGUCACUCUAUCUGAUCACCGGUGCCGCAGGAGGCAGCCGCAUCAUCACCGCCACGGUGCAGAAUAUCAUCCAUGUCGUCGACCAGGGAUUGACUGCUGCGGAAGCGCUGGCCAAACCGCGGCUGCAUGACCAGCUUGUUCCCAACCAGGUCACCUUCGAGUACGCCUAUGACAACUCUACUGUUGCAUUCAUGGAGUCACGGGGUCACAACGUUACCUGGGUUGCUCCUGGGCAGAGCACGGCGCAGGCAAUUCGUGUCCUGCCGAAUGGCACUUUUGAUGCUGCGGGAGAGCCGAGACAAUUGAGCUCGGCUGGAUAUUCUGUAUAG